ACUGCUUGCGCACCGCCACACGUGAAGAGGAAUAAACAACAAAUUGGUCGGGGUUCGAGCUAAAUUAUGCAACAAAUUGUGUCUUAAAACAGUCAAAAACUGCGUUAAUUGGAUGACAUUCACGAGGAUUGUAUUCCCCAGCUGCAGUCUUUCAAAAUGUAUCGUUUGUUGAGUGCAAAUCGAGCGGCCGCCGUGCAAAAAGCACUUCGGGUGCCACCUACCGCCCACCCAGCUCCAACAACAACAGUAUGCUGCGGCUGCGGCGAAAUUGCGCCUUCAAAUUUUGUCCAUUAUCAGCAGUAUUAUCAAAUGCUAUACCGCCAAAAGCCGGCAGUGACUAUCACAGCAGCAGCAACAACAACACGCGCGCAAACAACAACACCAACAACACAGGCAGAUGCAUUGACCCAGGCGAAAAAAAAACGAUUGCGCAAGCCUCGAUACGCCAAAUAUGUGGAACUCCUGGAAGUCACCGAACAGGCAAUCAGCGAACGCAAAUCCCGGGUUAAGCGGCUGAAAUCCAAAAAGCUAGCUGAUUUCAUACAGAAAACACAGCAACAGAUCCUCGAAAGACGUGCCCGGGAGGAUCGCAAGGAUAAGAAGUCCAAAGGAGGUUUGGACCUGGCGCAACGGCAACCUGUUGAGUAUCAGAAAAUCGACAUGGAGGCCUUGGAUGGGUCGAUUCUAGAAUCAGGCAUAUACGAUGAUCGGCCACUGCUCUUCUUCGGCAAGGAUGAGUACACCAAGCAAGUGGUAGCGAAUCCCGAGGAGGUGCAAAAUAUCCUUAAGAGCUUUCAUAAUUUUCGGGACAUUAUCGAGAGCAUGGGAAAUGAUUAUCACGAAAUGGAUUUUGGGAUGAGUACCUCCAAAGUGCUCCCCGAAGAACAUGAAGUCUUAGAUCCUUUCGAAGCCAUUGAACCGUACAUUAAUCCACUGGACAAAAGUAAACCUUCUGUAACAGCCGUGGUUACGCCCAAUGCAAUUGCAGCUACAGCCAAGUCCAAAAAACGUUUCAAGUCAAAAGUUCACGUGAACGAGGAACAAGAACGCUUGGCCAAACAGCGGGCACUGCACAUAAACCUGAACACUUACCUGAAUGUGUGUGUUUCAGCCAAUAUGUUGAGCCGCGCUUUGUCCACCAUUAUUGCUUAUCGAGGCAGGAUAAGGAAGAGUACUUUGCCGCACAUGUCCGAAGGCCUCAUGACCAUCCAUUUGUACAAUAUCCUUUUGCACGGCUAUGCGGGCAAGGGCUCCUUCGAUCGGGCACAGGAGCUGUUCCACCUCAUCGAGGAGGAUAACUUGGCGUUCAAUGAGCAAACUUACGCGGCUAUUUUCGAGUGCUUGGGUCGCUUGGAACCGGAUGAAGAGAACCAGCAAUUUAUAUCAAAAUACAUCGCUAAAGCUGAAACGGAGGGAUAUAGCUUGAAUCAAAUUAUGGAUCAAUCCAAGUUCGUGGCUGAUCAGCGGGACAUUGCCCUGGAUGCUAUUCGACGGCUUCGUCCAGAUUUCAAACCUGCCUAUGUUCCGCCACAGUUGGGUUACGACAACGAACUGCUGAACCAUCUCAAUGAGCAUGUUUUACCUGUUGGUGCUGAUAAAAAAGCUGGAAAUAAGGACUUAGACUAUGCCAUAAUGAACUCUAAGCGAGGCUACACCACUGCUCAGUUGGAGCAGCUCGCUCGGGAACAGCUUAAAAUAGAGCUGGACGGAAGCAUUACCAUAAAGUCAAUCGAAAAAUCAAAGGAGUUCGCGAAUUCGGAAAAAUGUCGCCAGCGCCUUAAAGAACUGGAGGAAACCUGGCGGAAACAAAUUUCGUCGGCCAUCGUGCGAGAUCUCAACACGCUGCGGGCGCAAGUGCGGUUUAAGCCGCACGGCUUCAUGAACUACUACACGUACCUGAAAACCCUGGAGACAUCACACUUUGCAGACAUCCUCAUCAAGGAGCUUUACAAGCUGGCUGAGGGCUCGGAAACAUUCAGUCCAACUGUGGGUCAGCUGUACAAAGAACUCGGACAGAAAGUUCAGCAGCGUUACCAAAUUGAACAGAAAAAAAACAACGGAACGCUGGAGAAGAUUGGCGAGAUAUACAGCUCGUACUGUGAAUUGUGGGACAGCGGGAAGUCACAGGAUAACACGCGACAGGCAUGGCAGCGUCUUGUGCACGAUCAGCGAGACAGUGGACCCAGUAUGGAUCUGCCAGAGGUGCCGUGGCCUUCCAACGUUUUGACCGGCGUGGGUCGUUUUCUGUACAACAUUCUGAUGCGGGACAUCAAAAUUGACGCUCAUAUCAUGAGGUUAAAGAGCAAAACCAAAGCAGCUAAUCAGACGCAAAAUAUGCUGCCUGCCUUCUAUACUCUCUUUCGCAAUCAGGGACGUUUCGUUAAAGAGGAGGUCAAGCCACAUCCAGUUCUUUCGAGAUUAUUUCGAGCUUCACGCCAGCAGACGCUAACCUUCGAUUCAAAUCUGGUACCCAUGCUGUGUCCUCCGCAACCGUGGAGUACUCCACACAAUGGUGGCUAUCUACUCAACAAGUCGGAACUGGUUCGCCUGCCUCACCAAGCCAUCCAGCAGUGGGACAGAAUUUCCUCUUCCAAUCCUCAGCAUCUUUAUCCUGCUCUAGAUUCCCUAAAUCAGCUGGCCAGUGUUCCUUGGCGUGUUAACACGCAGCUGCUGGAUGUGAUCAUCGAGGUGUUCCAGAAAGGUGGCGAUGCGAAACUGGAUGUCCCACAGCCUCCUAGUUCCCUGCCUCCUCUUCCCACGCUGCCGGCUAAGAAUGUGGAUGGUAACGCUGCCUCUAGUGCAGAUCGUGCGAAGCAAUUCCGGGACAAGCUGGGACAUCGAAGGAAGCAGGCCGAGAUGUACAGCUUGUGGUGUGAUGCGCUCUAUAGGUUGUCCCUGGCACAGCAUUACCGAGAUAAAGUCUUCUGGCUGCCACACAACAUGGACUUCCGUGGUCGAGUUUAUCCCGUGCCACCGCAUCUCAAUCACCUUGGCUCGGAUUUGGCUCGUUCGAUGCUCAUCUUUGAUCAGGCGCAGCCCCUGGGAGUUGAUGGUUUCAGUUGGCUCAAGCUGCACUGCAUCAAUCUGACUGGACUGAAAAAGCGGGAUUCAGUGAGGGAACGUCUUUUGUACGCGGAAGAAAUUAUGCCAGAUAUACUUGACUCUGCGGACAGUCCCCUCACCGGGCGCAUGUGGUGGUCCAAAUCGGAUGAACCAUGGCAAACGCUGGCCUGUUGCAUGGAAAUCGCCAAUGUAUAUCGCAGUCCCGAUCCCGCCGCCUAUCUUAGUCGUUUCCCCAUCCACCAGGAUGGAUCCUGCAAUGGAUUGCAGCACUACGCAGCUUUAGGAAGGGAUGAAGCGGGUGCUUGUAGUGUUAACCUAGCACCAUCGGCCAUUCCCCAGGACGUUUACAGUGCGGUGGCCACGUUAGUGGAGAGGAGCAGGAAAACCGAUGCUCAGAAUGGACUACAUGUAGCGGAAGCACUCGCCGGAUUCGUUCGACGCAAGGUUAUCAAGCAAACCGUGAUGACCACGGUUUAUGGGGUGACCCGUUAUGGAGCGCGACUACAAAUUGCCCGCCAGCUAAAGGACAUUGAUGAGUUUCCCAAAGAGUGGGUGUGGCCAGCGUCCACAUACCUGACCACCAAGACGUUCGAGAGCCUGCGAGAAAUGUUCACAUCGACCAGGGAGAUUCAGGAUUGGUUUACGGAGUGCGCCCGUCUUAUUUCCGGAGUUUGUAGCCAGAACGUGGAGUGGGUAACGCCACUAGGUCUGCCGGUGGUGCAGCCGUACAAUCGCCAAGAGAUGAAGCACUCUCCCCGCACUGGAUUUAAGGUCAACGCCAACCUGCCAAUGGACUUGUACGAGCGACCAAACAUCCUCAAGCAGAAGAACGCCUUCCCGCCGAACUUUAUCCAUUCGCUGGAUUCGUCGCACAUGAUGCUCACCUCGCUGCAUUGCGAACGGCAGGGCAUAACCUUCGUCUCCGUUCACGACUGUUUCUGGACUCACGCCAACACCGUGCCCGAGCUGAAUCGGAUGUGUCGGGAGCAGUUUGUAGCCCUGCAUUCGCAGCCCAUUCUGGAGCAGCUCUCCGAGUUCAUGAAGCACACGUACAGCUUUAAGGACAACGACUUCACCAACGAUGGCUCCGUGGAGGAUCUGUCCAAGCGCCAGCUGAACCGCACUCUGAAGCAACUGCCCCAGAAGGGAGAUUUCGACCUGCGCAACGUACUCGACUCUGUGUACUUCUUCAGUUAAAAACAUUUAGAUACGACAUCUGCGACAUAAACAGUGCCUAAUUUUAAUUUAGAUAUUAAUUUUAUUUAAAUUUGAGUUAAAUUUGUUAAACAAUUCGACUUUCAAUACCAAAAACAAACGUGAAAAAAAACUACAAGGGCGAGUAGUGGAUCGACGCCAAAUGUGAUUUUGUAUCCUUUAAUUACAUAAACUGGAUUAUAAAAUGAUUAAAAAAAAUGUUUUGUAAUUUUUACGGAGUAUAUUCCAGUAGCCUGGAUUUAAUGAAGAUAAAAAGAUGAAAAAUAAAAAAAUACAACAAAUUUAAUGAUGAUUAAUUAA
Molecule: messenger RNA, 4578 nt
Organism: Drosophila rhopaloa
Lineage: Eukaryota; Metazoa; Arthropoda; Insecta; Diptera; Drosophilidae
Gene: mtRNApol
Product: DNA-directed RNA polymerase, mitochondrial
Exons: 8
Coding region: 157-4260 (1367 amino acids)
Biological process (GO): mitochondrial transcription
Cellular component (GO): mitochondrial DNA-directed RNA polymerase complex
Molecular function (GO): protein binding; mitochondrial promoter sequence-specific DNA binding; DNA-directed RNA polymerase activity
Source: RefSeq, a predicted model, not a curated record